AUGAACGUAAGCACAACUUCAGUAGAGUCGUUAUCAUCUGAUCUGUCUUUGAUUAGCGCCCACUCUCACAUUAGCGGUUUGGGUCUUGAUGACAAUCUGCAACCACGUGCCAACUCUCAAGGUAUGGUUGGUCAGUUAAAAGCUCGUAGGGCGGCAGGAAUUAUCUUGAAGAUGAUUCAACAGGGUAAGAUUGCAGGGAGAGCAGCUUUAAUUGCAGGGCCCCCUUCUACAGGAAAGACGGCUAUAGCUAUGGGAUUGAGUCAAUCGCUAGGCGAUGAUGUACCCUUCACUUCCAUUGCGGGCAGUGAAAUUUUCUCUCUUGAGCUGAGCAAAACCGAAGCUCUUACGCAAGCGUUCCGAAAGUCCAUUGGAAUCAAGAUUAAGGAAGAAACAGAAUUGAUCGAAGGUGAAGUUGUCGAAAUUCAAAUUGAUAGAUCUGUCACUGGUGGUCACAAACAGGGAAAACUUACUAUCAAAACUACUGAUAUGGAGACAAUCUACGAACUGGGAAACAAGAUGAUCGAAUCAUUACAAAGAGAAAAGAUCAUAGCUGGUGACAUUAUAUCUAUUGAUAAAGCAAGCGGAAAAAUCAGUAAGUUGGGAAGAUCAUUCACUAGAGCCCGUGAUUAUGAUGCCAUGGGACCAGAAACUAAAUUUGUACAAUGUCCCGAGGGAGAGUUACAGGUGAGAAAGGAGGUUGUACAUACCGUAAGUUUACAUGAAAUUGAUGUGAUCAAUUCAAGGUCUCAAGGCUUUCUAGCCCUGUUUUCUGGUGACACGGGGGAAAUUAGAGCUGAAGUCAGAGAUCAAAUCAACACCAAAGUUGCUGAAUGGAAAGAAGAAGGAAAAGCUGAAAUUUGUCCAGGUGUGCUAUUUAUUGACGAAGUACACAUGCUAGAUAUUGAAUGUUUCUCAUAUCUUAACAGGGCCCUGGAAGAUGAGUUUUCCCCGAUUGUAAUUAUGGCUACGAACAGAGGCAUCUCUAAGAUAAGAGGUACCUCAUACAAGUCACCACAUGGUCUCCCAAUGGACUUGUUAGAUCGUUCAAUCAUCAUCCGCACAGAAUGUUACUCAUCAUUGGACAUUCAGCAGAUUCUUUCAAUUAGAAGCAAGGAAGAAGAGGUGGACUUGACAGAAGACGCUCUAGCAUUACUUACAAAGAUUGGUACCGAAACCAGUAUUAGGUAUGCUUCUAAUUUGAUUAGUGUGUCCAAUCAAAUUGCCAUUAAGAGAAGAUCCAAUACGGUUGGUAUUGAAGAUAUCAAGAAAAGUUAUAUUCUGUUCUUAGACAGCGACAGAUCAGUGCAGUUUCUGGAAGACAACAGACUGCAAUACAUCGAUGAUCAGGGAAACGUGAAUCUUAAUGUUGACGUUGUUGCUGACAAAAUGGACACCGACUAA
Komagataella phaffii GS115 is the source of this 1401-nucleotide messenger RNA. RefSeq names its product Essential protein involved in transcription regulation. The record is from RefSeq and is a predicted model, not a curated record. Gene Ontology annotation, biological process: regulation of transcription by RNA polymerase II; box C/D snoRNP assembly; chromatin remodeling. Bases 1 to 1401 code for a protein of 466 amino acids. Gene Ontology annotation, cellular component: Ino80 complex; R2TP complex; Swr1 complex. Gene Ontology annotation, molecular function: ATP hydrolysis activity; ATP binding; DNA helicase activity. The transcript has a single exon. NCBI's taxonomy places the organism in Eukaryota, Fungi, Ascomycota, Pichiomycetes, Pichiales, Pichiaceae.